AUGUCUCAACACACUGUUUUCCGAUUCCCCGCCAGAAACACCUUUGAAGACUUGACUUGCCAUCAAGAAGAGAUCCCAAAGCCCCUCAACCAUGAAGUCCUGAUCAGGGUUCGUGCUGUAGCACUCAAUGCGAGAGAUUGCCAGAUUGCCACUUCGAAAUAUCCCUUCGCCAUCAAAGACAAUGUGGUUCCAGGAUCCGAUGCUGCCGGUGACAUCGUGGAAGUGGGUGAUUUGGUGACCAAUUUUACCAAAGGAGACCGGGUUGUUGUAUGCUUUGACCAAACCAGGCCAUAUGGGCCGUCCAAGCACCCCGUUGCCGGUCAGUCUGGCGGUGGGGUGGAUGGCGUGAUGGCUCAGUAUAUCACCCGCCCAGCAUCUGCAGUCGUCAAGAUCCCACCUGAAGCUCCUCAAACAUACAGUGAGCUUGCUACACUUGUAUGUACUGGAGUGACAUCCUGGAACGCCCUCUAUGGAAACAACCCUUUGGUUCCCGGCCAAGUCGUCCUCGUUCAAGGUACCGGUGGUACCUCUAUGACUGCCCUAGUUCUAGCCCAGGCAGCUGGAGCUAAGACUAUUGUCACCUCUUCCAGCGAUGAAAAGCUGAAAUUCGUCAAAGAGAGAUUCAAUCCCGACUGGUGCAUCAACUACUCCAAGACUCCAGACUGGGCCGCUGAAGCUAUGAAACUCACUGGAGAUAAAGGGGUGGACCAUAUCGUUGAGAUUGGUGGCGCUGGAACCAUUAGACAAAGUUUGUCUGCAAUUACGCGAGGGGGUGUGAUCAGCAUUAUCGGAUAUCUUGCCCAAGCCGACCCCAAGUCCACGACCGACAUCCUGAUACUCGCGCUCGGCAAGGAGGCGGUUUUACGUGGCCUUAUUGUUGGUCCUAAGUGUAUGCUGGAUGACCUGGUGACAUUCACUUCUCGCAAGCAAUUGAGAUUUCACAUUGCCAAGGAGUAUGGCUUCACUCGAGAUGAGAUUUUGGCUGCUUAUCAUGCGGUUGAUUCUGGAAAGCACAUCGGGAAGAUUUGCAUUGCGGUUGAGUGA
Molecule: messenger RNA, 1044 nt
Organism: Penicillium subrubescens
Lineage: Eukaryota; Fungi; Ascomycota; Eurotiomycetes; Eurotiales; Aspergillaceae
Product: zinc-dependent alcohol dehydrogenase family protein
Exons: 2
Coding region: 1-1044 (347 amino acids)
Molecular function (GO): oxidoreductase activity
Source: RefSeq, a predicted model, not a curated record